Messenger RNA from Symbiodinium necroappetens, 797 nucleotides. The record is from the annotation of a GenBank genome assembly. Lineage: Eukaryota; Dinophyceae; Suessiales; Symbiodiniaceae.
GCGUGGCCCGUUACAAGGAGCACGCGCAUGCGGAAGCAGAGCUCUUGCGAGAGAUACGGAGAUGUGAUCCGGGCCGACAGAGCUACUGUGUCAAGCUGCUGGGGGAGUUUACCCAUGACCUGAAUCACUGCUGCCUCGUGUUCGAGCUGCUGGACAAGAGCCUCAGCGACUUCAUGCGAGAAACCGGUGACGAGGGGCUGAUGCUCAGAGACAUCAGGACGAUUGCUUCACAGAUCCUCCAGUGUCUGCAUUUUCUGAAUGCCAUGAACCUGACUCAUACCGACAUCAAAUGCCGAAAUGCCAUGCUAAAGGACUCCAGAGGUGAGCGCGUGCCCCACCCACGCAAGCCAGGGCGGGAAACGAAGAAGCUCCACCGAUGCGAAGUUCGAGUGAUCGACUUCGGCGGUGCUGUGCUGAAGAAAGAGCGGCACAGCAAGCGAGUCGGGACGAGGCAGUACAGAUCUCCGGAAGUGGUUCUGGGACUUGCGUGGGACGAGAAGACAGAUGUGGCUUGGCAAGGUGUGGAGCCGCGACCUCAGUUGAAGUUGGGGAUUCAGCGUCUCGGCUGCAUCCUGCUAACUCUCUACACUGGCGAGCGCCCUUUCCCGGUGAACAACAGCCUUCACCACCUGGCGUUGAUGGAGCGCUUGAUCGGCGAGCUUCCACGCGAGAUGUUGCGCAGUGCUGCCGCAGGUGGCAGCUUGCCAGAGGAUGUCUCCGUCGAUAGCCAAGGUCCGUGCCUUAUACUUCCGCGCCUUGUGUGGGUCUUGGACAGUAGUAGGAAAAAAGCGUUGUAA